This is a messenger RNA of Staurois parvus, 422 nucleotides long. The record is from the annotation of a GenBank genome assembly. Lineage: Eukaryota; Metazoa; Chordata; Amphibia; Anura; Ranidae.
GCUCUUCAGAUUUAAACAGGGAAAUGCCAGUUAUCUGCAUUUCUCUCCUCUCGAGCUGUCACGCUGUGAUGAUCAGUGUGCCCUGAUGAUCAGUGUAGCCCCAGCAGUGCCACCUUCAGUGUCCAUCAGUGCCUUAUGUCAGUGCUCAUCAGUGCCUCAUGCCAGUGCCCAUCAGUGCCACAUCAGUGCCACAUAUCAGUGCCUACCAGUGCACAUCAAUGCCACAUAGCAGUGCCCCUCUGAGCUGCCUUUCAGUGUCACCCAUCAGUGCCAGUCAGUGCCACCUAUCAAUGCCAAUCAGUGCCACCUAUCAGUGCUGCCAAUCAGUGCAGCCUAUCAGUGCCAGUCAGUGCCGCCUAUCAGUGCCAGUCGGUGCUGCCUAUCAGUGCUGCCUAUCAGUGCCUGUUAGUGCCACCUAACAG